Molecule: messenger RNA, 350 nt
Organism: Phalaenopsis equestris
Lineage: Eukaryota; Viridiplantae; Streptophyta; Magnoliopsida; Asparagales; Orchidaceae
Product: putative F-box/LRR-repeat protein 9
Exons: 1
Molecular function (GO): protein binding
Source: RefSeq, a predicted model, not a curated record
GAAGAAGAAGAAGAAGAAGAAGAAGAAGACAGCGAGUUAACAAGCAGGGCGGAGCAGAGGAACUGGGCAGAGCUUCCGCGUGAUGUCCUUUCUGUAAUAUUCAAGAAGAUUGGAGCGGUCGAGAUCCUAAGGUCAGCACAGUUUGUGUGCAGGCCGUGGAGACAGUUAUCGCUCGAGCCGGAGCUUUGGAGGCACAUCGUGGUGGCGAUGCCGGACGAGCGCAUGGACCCUACUCACUUGGAAUCAUUGGUAAUGUUAGCCGCGGACAGAAGCGAAGGAUCUUUGGAGAAGUUCCAUUUAGAGGGCUUUGCGAGCGUGAAGGAUGAAAUCUUUGGCUAUAUCGCUGACAG